UCUCACCACACCACGGCGGGAAAACCAUCUUUUUUUUUUGGGAAAUCCCCCAAAUUCCAAAACCAAAGAAACUCUAUUUCCCUCUUCUUUCAAAACCCUAGAUACAGAACGCGAUAGAGAAAUCGAGACAGAAAUUAAAUUCGUAGAUUUUAACAGUGAAUUUCUCUGAUUUAAUAAUGGAAUCAGCAUUACCAGUGAAGAAAUUCAUGGUAGAAGACGAAGAAGAAGGAGAAGAAAGUGAUAGAGGUAGUAGUCCAAUGCGUUAUGUACCACUUCUUCGUGUUUAUUCAUCAACAGAUCCUUAUGUUACUGCUACUACUGGAUCUUCAAAUGUUAUGUCUAAGAAGGUAAAAGCUCGAAAACUUGGUGAUUUUGAUUAUGAAUCUCAUUUCGAUGAUGAAUCCGCCCUAAAGAAGAAAAAAACCACAUCUCCUUCUUUAAGGGUUUAUACUAGACAGCGUAAAAGGGCAAAAAUUUGUAAUGAGAAAUUCGAUGAAUCAAAACCUAGAAUUUUGAGCAAGUGCAGUAUUAAAAGUGAGAGGAAAUUUGAGGAUGAGGGUUCUGAAUCUGAGAGGCUGGAGAAAGCUAAGAAAGUGGGUAGGAAGGAGAAGAAGAAGACGAUUAGUAAUUAUGAAUUGCAAAAUUUGGGGGUGGAUUCGAGUUUUUUGAGUGGGUUGGAGUGUACUCCUGGUUCUAGAGAAACUCGAGGUCGUAAGAUGUCGAAGUUCUGUCAAGAUCCUCAAUUGAGUAAGGGUUCUGCAUCUCCUCAAUUGAAUAAGGGUUCUGCAUCUGGUUCAGUUAAGAAAUGGGUUGAGUUGAAUUUGAAGGAUGUUUAUCCGCAAACAUUCAUUGGAAUGUCAUGCAAGGUAUACUGGCCUUUAGAUAAAGAUUGGUAUCCAGGAUCAGUUGCGGGAUUUGAUCCAGAGACCAAGGCGCAUCAGGUUAAAUAUGAAGAUGGAGAUUGUGAAAGUGUAACUCUUUCAACUGAAAAGAUAAAGUUUUAUCUUUCUCGCGAGGAAAUGCAGUCUUUAAAACUGAGACCGCGUUCUGCAAACAGCGACAUUGGUGGCCUUGGCUAUGAUGAGAUGCUUGUGCUGGCUGCUGGUUUUGAUGACUGCGCAGAGCUUGAACCUGGGGAUAUAAUAUGGGCCAAAUUAACAGGUUACGCAAUGUGGCCAGCAGUUGUUGUGAAUGGAUCAGAUAUUGCUGCAUUUAAAGCUCUUAAAUCCAAUGUAAAUGAGAAAUCAGUUUGCGUACAGUUCUUUGGAACCCACGACUUUGCAAGGAUCACUGUGAAACAAGUUAUCUCAUUUCUCAGAGGUCUUCUUGGUUCUUUCCAUUUAAAGUGCAAGCAACCACGAUUCGUUACAAGCUUAGAAGAAGCAAAAUUGUAUCUAAGUGAACAAAAGCUUCCAGGAGCAAUGCUGCAGCUCCAAAAUGGGACACAAGGUCAGGAUUCUGGAAAUGAAGACAAGAAGGGUAGUUCAAGUUCGGAUGAUAGCAAUGAAGGAGAUAAAGUGGUAGAGAAGUCGAAGGGAAUGACAAGUUGCCCAAUUGAUCUAGGGGAUAUGCGUGUAUUAAGCUUAGGUGAAAUUGUCAUGGACUCCGAACAUUUUCAUAAUGAUAAAUAUAUCUGGCCCGAAGGAUACACUGCAGUCAGGAGUUUUAAUUCUAUUACUGACUCUAGUGCAAGUUCUACUUAUAAAAUGGAAGUUCUCAGAGACCCAGAAGCUAAAUUUCGACCGCUUUUCAGAGUCACAUCUGACAAUGGAGAGCAGUUUAAAGGAUCCACUCCAUCUGCUUGCUGGAACAAAAUCUACAAAAGGUUGAGGAAAUUGCAGGAAGAUUUGCCUAAUGGCGAAGCAGGAGUUAAAAGGAUUGAGAAGUCUGGUUCUCAUAUGUUCGGUUUUUCGUAUGAUAAAGUUUUCAAACUUAUAGAGACAAAUUCUGGACGAUCUCCAAUAUACUCCAGACGCGGCCUACCUGGCGGGUAUAGACCUGUUCGUGUUGAUUGGAAAGAUCUUGACAAGUGCAAUGUUUGCCACAUGGAUGAGGAAUACGUGGAUAAUUUGUUCCUGCAAUGUGAUAAAUGCCGAAUGAUGGUACAUGCAAGAUGCUAUGGUGAACUUGAACCUGUAAAUGGAGUACUUUGGUUGUGCAACUUAUGUCGUCCAGGGGCACCGGAGUUUCCUCCGCGCUGCUGUCUGUGCCCUGUUGUAGGGGGUGCAAUGAAACCUACAACUGAUGGACGUUGGGCUCAUCUUGCUUGUGCAAUAUGGAUACCUGAAACAUGCCUAUCAGACAUCAAGAGAAUGGAGCCCAUUGACGGGGUGAACAAAAUUCAUAAGGACCGCUGGAAGUUAUUGUGUAGUAUUUGUGGUGUGUCGUAUGGAGCUUGCAUCCAGUGUUCCAAUAGUACUUGUCGCGUGGCAUAUCAUCCACUUUGCGCCCGAGCUGCUGAUCUUUGUGUUGAGCUAGCGGAUGAGGACAGGCUUCAUCUGAUAUCUUUCGAGGAGGAUGAGGUUAAUCAGUGUAUUCAGUUACUGUCUUUCUGCAAGAAGCACAGGCAGCCAUCUAAUGAGCAUCCACCUUCUGAUGAACAAAUUGAGCCGAUAGCCCGAGACUUUUCCAACUACACUCCUCCACUUAAUCCAUCUGGGUGUGCUCGUAGUGAGCCUUAUGAUUUCCUUGGGAGGAGGGGACGGAAAGAACCUGAAGUUCUAGCGGCUGCAUCCAUGAAGCGGUUAUUUGUUGAAAACAGGCCGUACUUGGUUAAUGGUUACUGCCAAAAUGGAUCAGUCGGCAACUCAUUCUCAGCUGAUGAACUUGAGCCCUCGAGAUUUUCUUCUAGCCUACAGAAAUUGAGAAUGUCUCAGCUUGGGAUUCUUAAGGGUGUACUGUCUAUGGGCGAGAAAUACACAUACAUGAAGAAAACCUUCAGAAAAAGACUAGCAUUCGGAAAGUCAGGAAUACACGGAUUUGGCAUCUUUGCUAAGCAUCCACAUAGAGCAGGAGACAUGAUGAUUGAGUACUCGGGCGAGCUGGUUAGACCCUCAGUAGCUGACAGAAGAGAGCGUAUUUUUUACAAUUCUUUAGUGGGUGCUGGGACAUAUAUGUUUCGAAUCGAUGAUGAGCGUGUUAUUGAUGCCACGAGGGCAGGCAGCAUCGCCCAUUUGAUAAACCAUUCAUGCGAACCAAAUUGUUAUUCAAGAGUGAUAAGUGUUCAUGGUGAUGAGCACAUUGUAAUAUUUGCGAAAAGAGAUAUUAAGAAAUGGGAAGAACUGACAUAUGAUUACAGAUUUUUCUCCAUUGAUGAAAGACUAUCAUGCUAUUGUGGUUUCCCGAGAUGUCGUGGUGUUGUCAAUGAUGUUGACUCGGAGGAGCAAGUUGCAAAGCUAUAUGUACCUCGAAGCAAGUUGAUUGAUUGGGAAGAUUAGCAAAUGCAUGGGAAUUCUGUGCUUCGUAUAACAAACAGCACAUAUUUUUGUACAUUAGUAACCCUACAACCUACAAACCUAACUACGAUGAUAUGGUUCCAGGGGAGUUAUCGGAAGAUCCUAUCAAGAAAUCUAGUAUGCAAUGUCUCUAUAAAACUCAUGUCUUUAUUCUCUUUACUGAGUAGGAUUGUAUAAUUCAUUACAAUGAAGGAAGCAAAUCCACCCAUGGGAAGAAAUGAAAAUAGGCGAGGCUGAACUAAGAAUCAGCCUGCAUUUGAAACGAUGUACACUACUGUACAGUUGCUAUUAGUCAUCGGAAAUCUGUUGUUCUAUGUUCACUCUAAAAUAUCAAACUAAUCAAGUCUGUAGCACAAAUUCACGAUUAUAUCAAUAUUAUAAUGGGAAUCUCACAGUUUACCCUGC
Messenger RNA from Papaver somniferum (opium poppy), 3860 nucleotides. Its product is annotated as histone-lysine N-methyltransferase ATX2-like. NCBI's taxonomy places the organism in Eukaryota, Viridiplantae, Streptophyta, Magnoliopsida, Ranunculales, Papaveraceae. Gene Ontology annotation, molecular function: protein binding. Gene Ontology annotation, cellular component: nucleus; chromatin. Gene Ontology annotation, biological process: regulation of transcription by RNA polymerase II. The record is from RefSeq and is a predicted model, not a curated record. The coding region runs from base 177 to 3437 and encodes 1086 amino acids. The transcript is spliced from 25 exons.